AUGGAACAUAUCCAGUCCACCUUCUCGCGCUGCAAGGCCGACGGCCGCGCCGCCCUCGUCACGUACGUGACGGCGGGCUAUCCUUCUAUCCAGGAGACGCCGGAUAUCAUGCUCGCCAUGCAGGAGGGGGGAUCAGAUAUCAUCGAGCUGGGGAUUCCGUUUACAGACCCCAUUGCCGAUGGAAAGACGAUCCAAAUGUCGAAUCUGCAAGCCCUGGCAAACGGAGUGACCAUCUCUUCCAUGCUGGAGAUGGUGAAGACAGCAAGACAGAAGGGACUCCACGUUCCGGUCGUCUUCAUGGGAUACUAUAAUCCCAUUCUACAGUAUGGAUCGGACGAGAAGCUGUUGGAUGACUGCAAGGCGGCCGGGGUGAGUGGGUUUAUCAUCGUGGAUCUCCCACCCGAGGAAGCGCUUCGUUUCAGGAAUCAAUGCAGACGAGUAGGACUAUCGUAUAUCCCCCUGAUUGCCCCCUCGACCGCCGACGACCGUAUGAAGAUGCUCUGCGAGAUCGCCGACUCAUUCAUCUACGUCGUCUCCCGCAUGGGCGUGACGGGAGCCAGCGUCUCGCUGAGCGACACGCUGCCUGCCCUCCUGGAGAGAAUCCACGUCUACUCGGAGAACCGCGUGCCUACGGCGGUUGGCUUCGGCAUCAGCACGCGCGAGCACUUUCUCAGCGUCGCCCGCAUCGCGGAGGGAGUGGUUAUUGGCAGCCAGAUCAUCUCGGUGAUCAAGGAUGCGGCGGCGGGGGAUGCUGCAAAGAGCGUGAAGAAAUACUGUUCUGCAAUCACCCAGCGAUCACCCAGUAGCAAAAGUAAUACUUUGACAUCUCCUACUGCUACCACUACUCUUACUCCUACUGCUACCUCGAUCGCCCUGCCCGACCUGCUCGAUAUGCACGGCCGCUUCGGCCAGUUUGGAGGCCAAUACGUGCCGGAAGUGCUGAUGCAAUGCCUGACCGAGCUGGAAGCUGGGUUCAACGCCGCCAAGGCAGACCCGGCCUUCUGGGCCGAGCUGCGCUCGUUCUACCCGUACAUCGGGCGGGAGUCGAGCCUGCACCUAGCGAGCCGACUGACCGAACACGCCGGGGGCGCCAACAUCUGGCUGAAACGCGAAGAUCUCAACCACACAGGCAGCCACAAGAUCAACAACGCGCUAGGGCAGAUCCUGCUCGCCCGUCGACUGGGCAAGACGGCCAUCAUCGCCGAAACGGGAGCAGGCCAGCAUGGCGUCGCAACCGCGACGCUAUGCGCCAAGUUCGGGAUGAAGUGCACGAUCUUCAUGGGCGCCGAGGAUGUGCGCCGCCAGGCCCUCAACGUGUUCCGCAUCCGCCUGCUGGGCGCAACCGUCAUCCCCGUCGAGACCGGGUCGCGCACGCUCCGCGACGCCGUCAACGAGGCCUUCCGCACCUGGGUCGUCGAUCUGCAAACCACGCAUUUCAUCGUCGGCUCCGCCUUCGGCCCUCACCCGUACCCGACUAUCGUGCGCACCUUCCAGUCCGUGAUCGGCGACGAGACCCGCGCCCAGUUCAGCGCCAUGCACGCCGGCCGCCUCCCGGACGCGGUGGUCGCCUGCGUCGGCGGCGGGUCCAACGCGACGGGCAUGUUCGCGGCGUUUGCAGAUGACCCUUCCGUCGCGAUGGUGGGCGUCGAGGCUGGGGGUGACGGCGUUGACACCCCACGCCACGCCGCCACGCUUUCCCGGGGCUCCGUGGGCGUCCUGCACGGCGUGCGCACCUACGUCUUACAGGAUGAGCAUGGGCAGAUCCGUGAGACGCACUCUCUCUCCGCCGGGCUGGAUUAUCCGGGUGUUGGCCCGGAACUGGCUCACUGGAAGGAUUCCGGCCGCGCGCGCUUCAUCGCCGUCGACGACCGCGAGGCCCUAGCGGGAUUCUGUCUGCUCAGUAGGCUCGAGGGUAUAAUCCCCGCCCUGGAGAGUGCCCAUGCCGUCGCGGGCGUCGUCAAGGUCGCGCGCGAGAUGCCCAAGGGGCAGAACGUCGUGCUGUGUCUGAGUGGGCGGGGGGAUAAGGAUGUCGAGACUGUAUCAAAAGUGCUUCCUUCUUUCAAUUUGUCAGAGUUUGACAUAUAG
This is a messenger RNA of Penicilliopsis zonata CBS 506.65, 2085 nucleotides long. RefSeq lists its product as hypothetical. Gene Ontology annotation, molecular function: tryptophan synthase activity. Gene Ontology annotation, biological process: L-tryptophan biosynthetic process. The record is from RefSeq and is a predicted model, not a curated record. NCBI's taxonomy places the organism in Eukaryota, Fungi, Ascomycota, Eurotiomycetes, Eurotiales, Aspergillaceae. The transcript has 3 exons. The coding region runs from base 1 to 2085 and encodes 694 amino acids. Gene Ontology annotation, cellular component: cytoplasm.